AUGAUAACACAAUGAACAAGGGUUAUAAAUGAUUUUUACUCUUUUUAUACGUCAGAUAUUAUAAUUCGGAAAUUCAAAAAUUAGUUACAACAUAGAGUAGAGAGAUAGAUUUUAGGGCCAAUCGUUUCAAAACUGGUGCGGCUGCUUUCCCCAGUCGAUUCAAAUCUGACAUACCAAAUUGGAGCCCAUCUUCAGUUCUUAUUUGUGUACUUUUCGAAACUCUCUUCAGAAUUGUAUCCGGUGCGGAACAUAAGAAGACGGUGAAAUGGGAGCCUCCAGUGGGCCAAGGCUUUCUGGAAUGCAGAGACAAGUACUUAGUCUAUACAGAGGGUUCUUGCGGGCAGCUCGUUUAAAAUCUGCUGAAGAUCGACACAAGAUUGAGUCACUUGUGUCGAAUGAGUUCCGCCACAAUGCCAAGAAUGUAGACCGCAAGAAUUUUCUUUACAUUGAGUACUUGGUUCGCCGCGGAAGGAAACAGCUUGAUCAGCUCAAGAGCCCCGAUACUGUUGGAUUAUCAGCCCUGAAUGUGAGUUUCUCUGAAACGAAACGUCCUACGCAUUGAAGUAAGCGUUUGAUAUUUGUAUCUACUUGCUGAGAUAGAUUUGAUUUCAUCCAUCUUUAUAAAAGAGUACGGUAGGAAAAGAAAUACUUGAUCUGAAUCACUAUCGAGAAAUUCUAAACUGUGCAAUAUUUGAUGACCGUGGUCCUCUGAGGCAAUGUGUAUUGAUUACCUUUGUUAUCAUAAUAAUAUCUUAGAGUGACUUUAUUGAUA
Messenger RNA from Rosa rugosa (rugosa rose), 772 nucleotides. RefSeq names its product succinate dehydrogenase assembly factor 1, mitochondrial-like. Gene Ontology annotation, cellular component: mitochondrion. The record is from RefSeq and is a predicted model, not a curated record. Gene Ontology annotation, biological process: mitochondrial respiratory chain complex II assembly. The coding region runs from base 266 to 562 and encodes 98 amino acids. The transcript has 2 exons. NCBI's taxonomy places the organism in Eukaryota, Viridiplantae, Streptophyta, Magnoliopsida, Rosales, Rosaceae.